AAACAAUCUAGGCCGUCCGAAGUAUAUUUAUUCUUUUCUUUUCGUAUCAUGAAGAAAAGGAGCCCGUCCAUUUUCAGAGUGUAUCACCACCUUAAGCAUGUACGCAUUUCGUUGGCAGUGGUUCAGGACAGUCAGUUUAUGUAUCUAUGAUUAUGGCAUCUUCAUGUGGCUGGAUCUAAUUGCUGGAAAAGAUGAUCUAGGCGGCGACAAUCAUUUUUAG
Molecule: messenger RNA, 220 nt
Organism: Amoebophrya sp. A120
Lineage: Eukaryota; Dinophyceae; Syndiniales; Amoebophryaceae
Source: the annotation of a GenBank genome assembly